UCUGAGCUCACUUCUGAUUUUGACUUUUCUGAUUCUUCUGGCUUUUUUGUCCACUGUGUCUGCUGCUACUGCUGCUGCUGGUUGUCGUUCCGCACUCUCAACCUUCACACUGCACUUGUAUCAUCACCUUCGACAUCCUCGCUCUUUUGACACGCUCGAAUCUCCCACAAUCGUUAAUCUUUGGAAACGAUGACGAUUACUCUGCCUGUCAACGUGUCCGACUCUGCUCGCGUCAUCCACUCCAACUGCGCCUGCGGACAUAAAACCCACCCUGGGCCAAACCUCACUCGAAUGUGCUCAGAGUUGAGCUUGAUGUGGUCGCGCGUCUUGCCUGAUCUGUCGUUGCCAGUCUCCCAACACCAGAGCUUUGAUGUACCACGCGCUGUUCAUUAUGUCAAAGCGCAGAAGCACAUCCAAGAGCCCGCAGAUUCACCAUUCACCGCUCAGCUGCGUCGCUGCCUUGAGAUGAUUUCAGACUUGGGCACUCUCUUUGAGCGUGUCACCGAACUGCAGGACACGCCGUACGAUUCGUCGCAAGAAUCGAACGAAGCGCAGCUUGUGGAGCUUUGGGAAUUGAUGAUGCCAGAACAGCAACUCUCUGCGCGCGUUUCAAACGACUGGAAGACCCUCGGCUUCCAGGGUCGUGAUCCCGCUACAGACUUUCGUGGCAUGGGCAUGCUUGGCUUGAAGCAGCUCUUGUUUUUCGCCCAGCAGCACAACACCCAGGCUCGCGGCGCGUUGACCGUGUCGUGUCAUCCUGAGCGCGGCUUUUCCUACGCCAUUGUUGGCAUCAACCUUUCCAGCAUGGCCGUCGAAUUUUUGGACAACCCGAAACUACACGAGCUGCUGUACCAUUUGAGCAAUCAGCCCGAGUGCAGCAAAGACAGCCUGGUCAACUUCAACGACUUUUACUGCUUUUUGUUUUGCGAGUUUAGCCGGCUGUGGCGCCAAGUCAACCCAGAGAAUAUGCUGGCCUUCAACCAAAUUCGCGAUUCUCUGAAGGCGACUGUGACGCGCACCCUCGAGCACAAUCUUGAAGCAGUUUCGGCAGCGAUCGUUGCCAUGCGUGUGCUAAACCACGACGCUAAUUCCUCGAUUCAACACUAAACGCUUUUAAUUUGUGUAAUCAUUGUCCAAAAGAGAAAAACAAAAUCAACACAAUUAUUUUUGAAAA
Molecule: messenger RNA, 1174 nt
Organism: Capsaspora owczarzaki ATCC 30864
Lineage: Eukaryota; Filasterea; Ministeriida; Capsasporidae
Product: ELMO domain-containing protein, variant
Exons: 6
Coding region: 190-1107 (305 amino acids)
Molecular function (GO): GTPase activator activity
Source: RefSeq, a predicted model, not a curated record